UAAUAAUUUUCGGCGUCGGGUGGCGUGCCCGCCUCGAUAUAAAAGAGGAGGCCAUCUCCUCGCUUCGGGCGACCAAAGGAGGACGGAAUUAAUUUAUUGGAAUCUGGAAUAAAGAAGACAACGGACAGGCGAAAGGAGCCGAGGGAGAGGGAAGCCGACCCAUAACCUACCAAAGAAGAAAUUUUGUCGUCGUAAAAGGAAUAAAUAGAUCUCAGCGGAAACGUGGGCGAGGUGGAAAAAAAGGUAGACCAUGGAUUCCUCUGCCGCCCAACGUCGUCUGAGAGCCAUCUCCGGCCAUCUCCGGCAGGCCGGCGAUCUCGAUCAUAGUUCCCAGUUCGGCACCAACGCCACCGCCGGCGACUUCGUCUCCGGGCAGGGCUACAGUGCUGUCCUUCCAGAAGAGUUGCAAACUGGGAAGUGGAAUGUAUACAGAUCCGCACGCUCACCUUUGAAGCUAGUGACUAGAUUCCCCGAUCUUCCUGAUAUUGGAACAUUACAUGAUAACUUUGAGUAUGCAGUUGAAUCUUUCCGAGAUUACAAGUAUUUAGGAACGAGAGUUCGUGUAGAUGGAACAGUUGGAGAGUACAAAUGGAUGACCUAUGGAGAAGCUAGUACUUCCCGGUCAGCAAUUGGUUCUGGCCUAAUAUAUCAUGGAAUACCUAAAGGUGCAACUGUUGGACUAUAUUUUAUUAAUAGACCAGAAUGGAUUAUUGUGGACCAUGCUUGCUCAGCAUAUUCUUAUAUAUCUGUGCCGCUUUAUGAUACUCUUGGCCCAGAUGCUGUUCAGUAUAUUGUGAAUCAUGCUUCUGUACAGGUUAUUUUUUGUGUACCGCAAACGCUAAGCAUUUUAUUAAGUUUCUUAUCACAGAUUCCUUGUAUACGUCUGAUAGUGGUAGUAGGUGGGAUUGAUGAGAACAUGCCAUCAAUUCCUUCAACAACUGGAGUGGAGAUUGUUACUUACUCAAAACUACACAAUCAGGGACAUAGUAAUCUUCAACCAUUUUGCCCUCCUCAACCUGAAGAUGUUGCAACUAUAUGCUAUACAAGUGGUACAACAGGCACACCAAAGGGAGCUGUACUGGCUCAUGAGAACUUGAUUGCAAAUGUUGCUGGAGCUAGCCUAAGUAUCAAAUUAUAUCCUUCAGAUAUCUAUAUAUCAUAUCUUCCCCUGGCACACAUCUAUGAGCGUGCUAACCAAAUUUCAAUGGCACAUUUUGGAGUUGCGGUUGGUUUCUAUCAGGGGGAUAAUUUGAAAUUAAUGGAUGACCUAGCAGCUCUGAGACCGACAAUAUUUUCCAGCGUUCCUCGAUUGUACAACAGAAUAUAUGCUGGAAUCAUAAAUGCUGUAAAGACAUCUGGGGGUUUAAGGGAGAGAUUAUUCAAUGCUGCCUACAAUUCCAAGAUGCAAGCAAUAGCAAAUGGCAAGUAUCCAUCUCCAAUGUGGGAUAGGCUAGUUUUUAACAAAAUAAAAGAGAAACUUGGAGGACGUGUCCGGAUUUUGACUUCAGGUGCUUCUCCACUGUCGCCAGAUGUCAUGGACUUUUUAAGAAUAUGCUUUGGUGGUUUGAUUAUAGAAGGGUAUGGAAUGACAGAGACGGCCUGUGUGAUAAGUGAAACAGAUGAAGAUGACAGGCUUACUGGUCAUGUCGGGUCUCCAAAUCCUGCUUGUGAGAUCAAGCUUGUAGAUGUUCCUGAAAUGAGCUACACAUCUGACGACCAACCUUAUCCACGUGGAGAAAUUUGUGUCAGGGGUCCUAUAGUUUUUCGAGGCUAUUACAAAGAUGAUGUGCAGACGAAAGAGGUAAUUGAUGAAGCCGGGUGGCUGCAUACUGGGGACAUAGGUCUAUGGUUGCCUGGAGGACGUCUAAAGAUCAUAGACAGGAAAAAGAAUAUCUUUAAGUUGGCCCAAGGCGAGUACAUAGCCCCAGAGAAGAUUGAGAAUGUUUAUGCUAAGUGCAGCUUCGUUUCUCAGUGUUUUGUCUAUGGUGACAGCUUAAACUCUUGUCUAGUUGCAAUAGUAUCGGUUGAGCCAGAUGUGUUGAAGACUUGGGCUGCAUCUGAAGGAAUCAAGUAUGAAGAUCUAAGACAACUAUGUGCCGAUCCAAGAGCGAGGGCUGCUGUCCUUGCUGAGAUGAAUGCUGUUGGAGGGCAAGCUAAGCUAAGAGGUUUUGAAUUUGUCAAAGCUGUUACUUUGACAUUAGAACCAUUCACUUUGGACAAUGGUCUUCUGACUCCAACAUUCAAGAUCAAGAGACCUCAAGCAAAGGCUUAUUUCGCGAAGGCAAUUGCAGAUAUGUAUGCCGAGUUAUCUAUAUCUGAUCCAUCUCCAAACAAACAAUCGUGACUUGUUUACAAGAAGCUGAUGAGAGAAUAAAAUCAAUCAAAAACAAAUAAAUCCUUACUAUGUAUCAUAGGGAGCGCAAUGGUUCUGCCCACAACAAAUCAUAGAUGAAAUGGGGGAUAAUAUGAAGUUUCAGUUGUUAUAGUGGCUACCUAUUUACGGUGGGGACUGGGGACAUAUAAUUUGUUUUAUUAAAAGAAAAAUGUGAGGAGCAAAUCUUGUAAUGAUACUCCAUUUGCGUCAUUUUGCCAUGCCACAUGACUGAUAUAUAUGAAAUAACUAAAUAAAUUAUUGUUACUAACUUAUGUA
Molecule: messenger RNA, 2650 nt
Organism: Phoenix dactylifera (date palm)
Lineage: Eukaryota; Viridiplantae; Streptophyta; Magnoliopsida; Arecales; Arecaceae
Product: long chain acyl-CoA synthetase 6, peroxisomal-like
Biological process (GO): fatty acid metabolic process
Cellular component (GO): endoplasmic reticulum; membrane
Molecular function (GO): long-chain fatty acid-CoA ligase activity
Source: RefSeq, a predicted model, not a curated record